Messenger RNA from Argentina anserina (silverweed cinquefoil), 1385 nucleotides. Its product is annotated as dehydrin Xero 2-like. The transcript has 2 exons. Gene Ontology annotation, biological process: cold acclimation; response to abscisic acid; response to water deprivation. Gene Ontology annotation, cellular component: cytosol. The record is from RefSeq and is a predicted model, not a curated record. Lineage: Eukaryota; Viridiplantae; Streptophyta; Magnoliopsida; Rosales; Rosaceae. Bases 96 to 1055 code for a protein of 319 amino acids.
AACACAUCUCAUCCACAACAAUCUUUGCUUAGAAAUCAACAUACAUUCCCCGAUUUGAAGUGCCUUUUGUGUUUUCUUGAUUCCUCGAUUUGAAAAUGGCGCAAUACCAGGGCAUCCACCCUACCGGGUCUGUCACCGAAGACUACGGCAACCCGGUGGGACGUAAGGACGAGUAUGGCAAUCCCAUUCACCACGGCGUGACCGGAGCAACUACCGGCCAUGGCGUUCAUGACACCACUCACGUCACCGGAACCGGAUAUGGUACUCAAGGCACUGGGACUGCACCCACUGGUUUUGGUGGUAAAGCUCCGGGUGGUCACGGCGUCAUUACUCGCUCCGGUAGUGGCAGCAGCUCUAGCUCUUCUGAGGAUGAUGGCUGUGGUGGAAGGAGGAAGAAGGGUUUGAAGGACAAGAUCAAGAAGAAGCUUCCAGGUGGUACCCACAAGACCGAUGAUCCCUACGGCACAACUCCGAACACCGGUGGACAGCACCCGGAGCCGGGCAUGAUGGACAAAAUCAAGCAGAAGAUCCCAGCAGGUGGUCACAAGGAGGAUCCCUACAGCACUACUCAUAACACCACUACUACACCGGGUUACGGCGUCGCGGGGGAGCACCAUGAGAAGCCGGGCAUGAUGGGCAAGGUCCAGGAGAAGCUUCCGGGGGGUCACAAGGAGGAUCCCUACAGCACUAAUAACACCACUACUACACCGGGUUACGGCGUCGCGGGGGAGCACCAUGAGAAGCCGGGCAUGAUGGGCAAGGUCCAGGAGAAACUUCCGGGGGGUCACAAGGAGGAUCCCUACAGCACUACUCAUAACACCACUACUACACCGGGUUACGGCGUCGCGGGGGAGCACCAUGAGAAGCCGGGCAUGAUGGGCAAGGUCCAGGAGAAGCUUCCGGGGGGUCACAAGGAAGAUCCUUACAACACUACUCACACCACCACCACUGCUGCACCGGCUUACGGUACAACUGCAACAGGAGAGCACCAGGAGAAAGGGAUCAUGGACAAGAUCAAGGAGAAGCUCCCCGGUGGACACAGCACUACUCGAUGAACUUAUUAGUUUGUAAUUAAACGGCUGUGGGUGGAUGCUCGUUUGUAAUUUGUAGGUCAUGAUACGCACACUUGGGGUUCAUAAGCGUAUGUAUGCCGUGUUGUAGUUGCAAACGAGUACUACUGUUUAGCAGCUAGUGUGGUUUAAUUUGUACGUAUAAUAAUAACAAGUGCCUGGUGUGAUUAGCUUACCAUGCAUGUUUGUACGUGUACGUAUAAUGCGGGUGCGUACUGUGUGCGGUUGUUGUAUCAUGUAAUCUGUACCUUUUUUAUGUUUUGAGGUGUACGUAUUGUGUUUUAUCAAUAUAUAUAAAGAAUCUUCUUAUAUUUA